Molecule: messenger RNA, 537 nt
Organism: Anoplopoma fimbria (sablefish)
Lineage: Eukaryota; Metazoa; Chordata; Actinopteri; Perciformes; Anoplopomatidae
Gene: tppp2
Product: tubulin polymerization-promoting protein family member 2
Exons: 3
Coding region: 1-537 (178 amino acids)
Biological process (GO): microtubule polymerization; microtubule bundle formation; positive regulation of protein polymerization
Cellular component (GO): microtubule
Molecular function (GO): tubulin binding
Source: RefSeq, a predicted model, not a curated record
AUGGCGGAGGGCUCAGUGUCUGUAGCAGAGGUGGAGACCUCCUUCCAGAAGUUUGCAGUCCAUGGAGACACAAAAGCCACAGGGAAGGAGAUGAACGGCAAGAACUUUGUGAAGAUCUGCAAGGACUGCAACAUCAUCGACGGCAAGAACGUCACCACUACAGAUGUUGACAUAGUUUUCAGCAAAGUCAAGGCGAAGUCAGCUCGCGUAAUCACAUUUGAGCAGUUCAACCAGGCCCUGACAGAGUUGGCUCCCAAACGUUUUAAAGGCAAAAGCAAAGAGGAGUCGCUUCAGCAGCUCUACGGUCUCAUUGUUGGUAAGGAGCCUGCCAACGUCGGAGUCACUAAAGUGGCAAAGGCAGCAGCAGUGGACAGACUGACUGAUACCACCAAGUACACCGGAGCACACAAGGAGCGGUUUGACGAGUCAGGCAAAGGAAAAGGAAAAGUCGGGCGCGAGGACCUCCCAGACAAAAGUGGCUAUGUGGGAGCUUACAAGGGCAGCGGCACUUAUGAGGAAAAAGUUAAAGAGGCAUAA